Molecule: messenger RNA, 1113 nt
Organism: Eucalyptus grandis
Lineage: Eukaryota; Viridiplantae; Streptophyta; Magnoliopsida; Myrtales; Myrtaceae
Product: probable gamma-glutamyl hydrolase 3
Exons: 5
Coding region: 138-680 (180 amino acids)
Biological process (GO): tetrahydrofolylpolyglutamate metabolic process
Cellular component (GO): vacuole
Molecular function (GO): gamma-glutamyl-peptidase activity
Source: RefSeq, a predicted model, not a curated record
UACCUCUACAUGUUCUUGAGUGUAUUUUCUUUGCAGUAACCGAAGUGGUCUGGGAGGGUGAAGAAGAAUUGAAGAAAGCAAACUGUACUACAGUUGGCAAACCUAAUGGUGACAGAGCUGCUGACACCACGAGCAGAAUGCUGAAGCUCAACAAGGUCAAUGGAGUGCUCUUUACUGGAGGGUGGGCUAAAACCGGAUUGUGUUAUGAGACUGUGAAGGCAAUUUGCAGGAAAGUUUUGGUGAAGAAUGAUGCUGCUGACCACUUCCCAUCUUAUGCCAUCUGCUUGGGCUUUGAACUAUUGACAAUGAUAAUCAGCAAGGACAAAAGCAUUCUCGAGGAAUUUAAUGCUGCAGAUCAAGCAGAUCAAGCAUCCACUCUACAAUUUAUGAGAAACACAAAUGUUGAAGGAACGGUAUUUCAAAGCAAGCAGGAUAUCUGUAUGUUUCUGAUUGGCUUCUUAUACUCUAUGAGAAUAUCAAUUUGGAUUUAUAAUUUAGUAUAUGAUGCUGAUUAUGUAGCCGUGGAAUCAAAAUAUUGCUGGAGAGAGAAAUGUGGAUUACAUCAAAUUAUUACGGAUGAUUGUCCUGGUAUACCAAAAGUGGUCAUUGGAAUAGAAGAUGCGUGGUUACCUUGUAUAAGGUGUCUGUUGCUUGAUAUAGUCAUGCAUAAUCACCUAUAGAUGCAGUUCUAACUUCCAUCUAUCCUCUGUUUUGCAAAGUUCCGCCAGAUUUGCUUAAAAAGUCGAGUACAGAUUGCCUUGUCAUGCAAAAUCAUCAUGUGAGUUGUAAGACUUCAGUAGCCUGCUGGUUUUAAUUGAGAAUACUAAGUGGAAUUUGUUUGAUUCCCCGUUUUGUCUUCCUUUUGUUUUCUCUCAUGUACCUCUUUCUUCCAGCAGAGUGUUAUCAUCGCAGGGACUACAUUCUUAUUUUGAUAUAAGCCAUCUAUUACACGUGACACGACCAUUACUUCUAAAGAAUGGUGUCUAGAUGGUCUAGUUAGAUCCUGGAAAAGUUAAAAGAGGAGACAAAAGUCAUGCAACUUUAAUGCAUUGUUUUGCUUCUUUUUGUAGACUAAAAUCCUGUGAGUUUUUAUAUGGACCCAGUAGUUUUUUU